AUGGUUAGGGAUAAGGGUACACCCCUUCAAAGAUGCUCAAUUGGGUUUAAUGGAGAUGCCUUCUGUUUGCUACACUCAAGUUUUGACCUAUUUCUCACAUCAGUGUCUAUUUUUCAUCUAAUUUUUAUUGCUAUUGAUCGACAUCAGGCAGUUUGUUAUCCGCUUCUGUAUCCUACAAAAAUAACCAUACCUGUCGCAUGGGUCAUGGUGAUGAUAAGUUGGUGCAUGGCUGCAUUAUAUUCUUAUGGCUUAGUGUACUCAAAAGCUAAUGUGGAAGGACUGGAGGAAUAUAUUGAAUCAAUAUACUGUAUGGGAAGUUGCACUUUGCUUUUCAAUGCAUUGUGGUCCGUUUUAGACACAUUACUAACUUUUUUCUUGCCUUGUUCUGUCAUGAUAGGACUGUAUGCAAGAAUUUUUGUAGUUGCCAGAAAGCACAUUAGAACAAUCGGUGAGGCAAACCAUCAUGAAAAUGAGAGCACGUUUAAAAGUUCUCGAAGAUCUGAACGCAAAGCAGCAAAAACUCUUGGUGUGGUCGUUGGAACUUUUAUUAUUUGCUGGUUGCCAUUUUUUAUUAACUCUUUGAUUGACCCUUACAUCAACUUUUCCACUCCUUUUGCUCUGUUUGAAGCAUUUGUCUGGUUAGGCUACAUUAACUCAACCAUAAACCCCAUCAUAUAUGGCCUUUUCUACCCAUGGUUCAGAAAAACCCUUUCUCUUAUUAUAACAUUGAAAAUAUUUGAACCAAACUCUUCUGACAUCAGUGUUUUCACUGUUUGA
Sinocyclocheilus rhinocerous is the source of this 777-nucleotide messenger RNA. RefSeq names its product trace amine-associated receptor 13c-like. NCBI's taxonomy places the organism in Eukaryota, Metazoa, Chordata, Actinopteri, Cypriniformes, Cyprinidae. Gene Ontology annotation, cellular component: membrane. The transcript has 2 exons. Gene Ontology annotation, molecular function: trace-amine receptor activity. Gene Ontology annotation, biological process: G protein-coupled receptor signaling pathway. The record is from RefSeq and is a predicted model, not a curated record. The coding region runs from base 1 to 777 and encodes 258 amino acids.